AUGUUGCACGAGUCCAUGGCAUCGCUAGCUCCGUCGAUAAAUGACCGUGUUGAAAUCCCGAUUAUUGAUGAUGACGAGCCUCUCGUCGAUGUGGUUCAGAAGUUGCAUAGUUUCAUGAUAUCGUCUAUAUCAGAGGUUUGGUAUAAAUUCGAGGAGUUAAAACUGGCUCCAGACCCACGUCUGCGAGCACUGGUAAAUUCAUUGGCAGAAGAUUCUCAUAAUCCUCGUAUUGUGCCUGCAUUGAUGAUCCUCAAGUGGAGGUUCGAUAAGUUUGCUGAGCACGACGAUGGCCAAAACGAAACGAGAGGAUAUGCGUGCGAGUAUGUGGCUUGGCAGUUCCUCUGCCAUCUCAAUGAACGCGAAUUGAUCGAGUAUCUCCUUGAGGAGCUUAAACCCCCAACCCAAUACACGAGCAGUAUUGACUCUGCCGAGGCUGGUAUAGGCGGCCGUGCAACUUGUAUGGUUGAGAAUAAUUUGCCCGGAGAUGAGCAUACGCCGUUGCUGUCCAGCUCCACUACUCGAUCACAACUUUUAGAGAGAAACAGACAACACGAGGACUAUUUUGGUAGUGAACAUCUGGAGACUAACAACUACUUCCCUGAUGGAGAUGGAGAUGGGUUCUCCAUGUUCCUUGGCCUGAAUGCACUCGAGAUUGCUACUAUCGCCCACGCAAAGAAGUUUCUCAGUCAGAAGGUGGUGCAGAAAGUGGUGAAUGACAUUUGGAACGGAGAAAUAGUCUUUUGGGACUCGCUGAGUGUCCACUCCACCAAGAAACCUCAGCGCUUCAACAAAAGGACGGCUGAUCCUUAUUCUCGUCUCCGUGUUCCUGUGUAUCGGAAGGCUUUCGAAGCUGGGUUCUUUGUCUCCUUCCUCCUUCUCUACUAUGCAGUCCUGCUGGAACGAAACCCAGCGAGAGUUGGGAACUUCGAAGCCAUAUUAUACGUCUGGAUUGCAGCUUUCGCUUAUGAUGAGCUGAGCGGCCUCGUAGACUCUGGCAUGCUUUUCUACCAGAUGACCUUCUGGAACCUCUGGGAUCUGUGCAUAAUUGGGACUGGACUUGUAUUUGUCGUGACAAUCUUUUGUGCCUGCUCUAUGGAUUCUUUACUGAAGACCCUGCCUAGGAACUAUCGGCUUAGGAUAUUUUCCCUCGUCAGCUUGAAUCCCUACUUUGGAAGUCUUACCAAAGCCUUCUUUCGAUUUGUUCCUGUGAUUAUCAUCCUGUACCUGGGGUUCCUGACGACUUUCACGAUGCUGGCCCGUGACCGACUUUCGUCCAAGAAUAUGUCCUGGAUUUUAGUCUAUGUGUUCUUUGGGACAUUUGCUAUGAUUCUUCGGAUGCGGGUUGAUGCUCGUUUUUGUCUCGUCAGUCUCAUGAGCAUGAGCAUGGAGGGUGUUAUGUCGCAUGCCCGAGAAGAAUAUCUCUUCCAGCUGGCCAUCUAUGUUCUAGAAAGUAGCACUUCCAAGAGACUAACAUACUUCAUGCCUCCGUUGAACCUCAUUCCACUCCUUUGCAUUCGCCCAAUGAGACUUUUCCUACCUGCAGCGGAAAUCCGGCGAGUGCGCAUCAUUCUUCUUAGAGCGACUCACCUACCGUGCGUUGCACUGCUUUGGGCUUAUGAGUCCAGUCGCCGUUUUCUGUCAAGGAGAAACAGCCUUGCUUCAGCAAGAAUGACGCCUAAGAGAUUGAGCCGUCCUACCUCCACGAUACAGGCCCGCUCCGGCCCGUAUAGCCAUCACGUUAUGGCUUUGACUUCUGGGCUAGACGUUCAUUCCCGCGCUUCUCUCAGGACAAGAAGGCACUCACAACAUGAGCAGCGACCCGGACAGGAAGAAGAAGUAGCAGACAUGCUUGACGAGAUGGAAAGGCUUCGUGCUCAGAUGGGGCGAGUUGCCGCUGCUUUAGGCGUCCAUCAUCGUCGCCGGCAGUAA
This is a messenger RNA of Aspergillus nidulans FGSC A4, 1929 nucleotides long. RefSeq lists its product as uncharacterized. The record is from RefSeq and is a predicted model, not a curated record. The transcript has 15 exons. The coding region runs from base 1 to 1929 and encodes 642 amino acids. Gene Ontology annotation, cellular component: membrane. Lineage: Eukaryota; Fungi; Ascomycota; Eurotiomycetes; Eurotiales; Aspergillaceae.